Fonsecaea erecta is the source of this 1623-nucleotide messenger RNA. RefSeq lists its product as hypothetical. Gene Ontology annotation, molecular function: clathrin-cargo adaptor activity; RNA polymerase III core binding. Gene Ontology annotation, cellular component: AP-1 adaptor complex; nucleus. The record is from RefSeq and is a predicted model, not a curated record. The coding region runs from base 1 to 1623 and encodes 540 amino acids. Lineage: Eukaryota; Fungi; Ascomycota; Eurotiomycetes; Chaetothyriales; Herpotrichiellaceae. Gene Ontology annotation, biological process: negative regulation of transcription by RNA polymerase III; vesicle-mediated transport. The transcript has 6 exons.
AUGGCUAUCAAAUAUCUCAUUUUGCUUUCCCGCCAGGGCAAAGUGAGACUGGCAAAAUGGUUCACCACUCUGUCCCCCAGGGAGAAGGCCAAAAUCAUCAAGGAUGUGUCUCAGCUGGUUCUCGCCCGGCGGACCCGAAUGUGCAAUUUUCUUGAGUACAAGGACACCAAAAUCGUCUAUCGUCGCUACGCAUCCCUCUUCUUCAUCGCCGGCUGUGACUCUACGGACAACGAGUUGAUCACCCUCGAGAUCGUUCAUCGCUAUGUCGAACAAAUGGAUAAAUACUACGGGAACGUGUGUGAACUGGACAUCAUUUUCAAUUUCCAAAAGGCCUACUUCAUCCUAGACGAACUCCUCCUCGCUGGAGAGAUGCAGGAAAGCAGCAAGAAAAAUGUGCUGAGGUGCAUCAGUCAAGAGGACAGUCUCGAAGACAUGGAGAAACCGCAACACCCUCUAUUCUGCGCCUGCGCCCUGCUAUGUGCUGAGUCUGACUCGGCCCGCAGCCCUAGCACCAUGAAGUUUAUGCCGAAUCGCGACCUUGACACGGUCACCUCUACGCUCAACUUUAGCACCCCGGAUCUCCAUGUGGUGGGGGGAUGCGAUCUGUACACCACCAAGGCCGCCGGAGGAGACAAGAAACUAUACAAGGACAUUGAAAAUGGUCUUGAAGCACAAUACAAGUCGAACCUGCAGUUCUCUCAAUCGCUGUCCCCGCCUCAGGCGCAUGUGGCGGCGUCAAGCCUGAAUCUGAGCCGGAGCAGUCCCUUUGGGAAUCUGGGAAUGAUCAGUUCGCGGAGGACAUAUGCGUAUCUCAUUGCCACACUGAACGCCAGCCACCCUCACUACGACUUCUCGCACGUCCUCCGGCCCACCGAUUUCAAACGAGAGAAAAGCCUGCGGCACGUCAUGAACACAGUGGACACGACCAUGUACAAUCUGCGUCCGCGGCCCGUCAAUACGUACCCCAGAGAUUCCGCAGGCCCUGCGUCCGCUCAGUCGCAAUGGGGACCGGCCAUGUGGAGACUGAUCGACCAACAAAUGAGUUUGCGCGAAUGCGCCGUGUAUCGAUACGCGCCCGAGGAUUACGAUCCUUUUGAGGACGACGACGAAGGGUCGAUCUGGUCGAUGAACUACUUCUUCUUCAACAAAGCGAGGAAGCGUGUUUGUUACCUGUACUUGCGAGGCAUCAGCGUGUUGGCGGUCCCCACCGUCGAUGCACUGAGGACGCCCAUCCGCGCCAAGCGCUUCGCCGACGAGGAGGCGGACGGGUGGGUCACCCCCGACCUCGGUGCGCACAAGCGAGCAAAAUACUGGCUUGGGGAUCGAGACGAUGUCGAAGUCGCCGAGCACGACAACGAAGCAGAGGCGGACACGGACAUGGCGGUGACGUCGGUCGAGAAGGAUGACGAUCCCAUGGAUGCUUCUCCUUUGAAGAGCAAGCGGUCAUCCAAGGAGGAACAGGGGGAAGAAGAGGAGGAGGACUUCCCGCCGCCCACGAGGCCGGUGGUCGACGACUUCGACAAUUAUCUGCUGAGCGACGAAGAGGUGCGCAGUUUGAGAAGCCAGAGCAAGAGCACGGCGCGGGGAGCCAGCGAAGAGGUGGUGGGACCCAUGGAAGUGUAA